Sparassis crispa is the source of this 1119-nucleotide messenger RNA. RefSeq lists its product as hypothetical. The record is from RefSeq and is a predicted model, not a curated record. The transcript has 6 exons. The coding region runs from base 1 to 1119 and encodes 372 amino acids. NCBI's taxonomy places the organism in Eukaryota, Fungi, Basidiomycota, Agaricomycetes, Polyporales, Sparassidaceae.
AUGGCUUCUGUCGCCGGUAACCAGCUGCCCACUUGCUACAAAACUCGCCGUCAGGAUGGCACCUAUGACAGAAUCAUGGCACAGCUAAGCAAGAGCCUUGACCAGAUGUUUGCUUCGAAGGACUACCCUGCUGACUUCGCUCGCACCACCAACCGCAAAGGCCACUAUGAAUAUUAUUCUACUGGUGACAACCCGAGUGAAUUCAGCGCUCUCAUCAUCGGUCAAGUCAUGGUGUCCGAAUGGGGAACUGAUCUCUAUGCCAAGGGUAAUUUUCGACCAUAUGAUGAUAAUAAAAUUACCGACGACACCAUGGUUCGAAACACCCUCGUUCUCUGUGUCCCCUCGCAGGUGACCACAGACUUAACCGAAUUCUACUACGACCAAAUUGGCACACUCAAUGACAUUCGUAUGAUGGAUGAAAAAGAGGAGGAAAGUGCGGUGCAGAACUUCAGAGUUACAGAAUGGAUUCGUUCAUCUUCCAUGGAACCUGGCAAACCCUCCGAUCUUAUCGUUGUCACCAUCGCUGAUCCUAAGUACACUAUGCGCGCCAACUUACCCAUCAACGCAGCCGCUACUGCCGCACCGAAGGUCAAACACAUCAAGAAGAAAAGAACAGCUAACGCCGAAGCUGAGAAAAUGCAAGACGUGCAACAGGAGCUAACCAAACCUACAGGUGACGACAUCCGCAUCGGAGCAAACUAUGACCCCCAUCUGCUCCUCAACUAUGGCGGCAACCUGUUUGACCAUCAGAAAGCUCGUCUUCACCAGCACGACUUCCGUGGCAUUGAUGGCAUGCUCAUCCCACCAUGGGACUGGUUCACUGCACUCCGGCGCGGCACUCUUGUCUUGCUCAAUGUGUCGCUACACUGCUGGAUCUACCCUCCCACUAAUCCCAAAUUUCCUACUCGUAAGACCUACCAGGUGCAAGCACACAACCUUCGUGUCCUCUCCGAAUCCGACGAAUUCUGCGUCAUUCCACGGCCCACACUCAGUCCUAUCGUCCGCGUGUCCGCCCACUCUUCCAACCCUCUCACGGCAUUCACCGAGUUCAACGCCUCUCCACCCAAAAAAGCCAAGGCCGAUGUAACGAAAGGAAAAGUGAAGGCCAAAACCGAUUGA